AUGGCGGGUCGAGACUACGAGCGAUCAAGAAUGGAGCAUUGUGUUGGGCUCUUCUUUGAUCCUCCACCACCUCCAAGAUCCGAUGAUGAACGCAUGAAGAGUAAGGUGGACAAGAAUCUUUGUAGAGACAUGCUUCGUGCGGUUGGUGAGAUACAUAACAAAUGGGGCGAAUUACCCAUCAAUUAUAUUGAAGCCCUAAAAAAAGUUCAUCGAUUUAAGAAAAACUCAAAGGCUCUGAAUGAGUUUCUUCAUCGAAAUCAUCCCAAAGCAGGUAAAAGGAAAUCCAAGGCCAUAGCUCAGCUGGACCUACACAAAGGGGCACCAUCGCCAGAGAAUAACAGUCAACAGAAACAAGGUCCACCCAAGGAGUCUUGGAGCCAGGUUGUGAAGGCAGGCAAAUGA
Messenger RNA from Ilex paraguariensis (yerba mate), 402 nucleotides. Lineage: Eukaryota; Viridiplantae; Streptophyta; Magnoliopsida; Aquifoliales; Aquifoliaceae. The record is from the annotation of a GenBank genome assembly.